GUACUUCAAAGCCUGAACCGAUGGAUCUAUCCAUUGUAACUCCUUGCUUGGUAUAUAAUGUUGACGACUGUGCAAAGACAAUGGCAUAUGCUAAACAUGUCACCCAUAUUGGAAACAGCCUCAGAACUGCCUUUGCCUCUUCAACUUCACUGAUGCUACAUACCUUCCCAUCUUCCUUUGAACCAUCCGGUGCAAGCAAAGCUUUGUUAAGAAACCUGUAA
Ilex paraguariensis (yerba mate) is the source of this 221-nucleotide messenger RNA. The record is from the annotation of a GenBank genome assembly. Lineage: Eukaryota; Viridiplantae; Streptophyta; Magnoliopsida; Aquifoliales; Aquifoliaceae.